AUGGCACCUCGCAACAGGAAGCGUGCGACCAAGCCGAAGCCAGGCACGUUGAAGCGCAACGUCAGUUUUGGAGAAGAUCGAAAUGGCUCGACACGAAUCAGUAGACCUGGAACAUCGCCGACCACUCCUCCUGGCAGGAGAUAUCCACUCACGAGCCCGCCUUUGACCAGAUUUGGAACGACUACGCCGAAGAGAAGCAUAGAUAGUUCGCCGCAGCCUCCGCCGCCACCGAAGAAGUUCGGUCUCUUCAACGACCCUGACAAUCCUCUCCAGGGCACGGCCCAGGAUGCCUCCGAGUGGGUACGGUCAGACUACUAUUGGAAACCCCAUCGGGAAGAUCCCAUCAAUGAUCAGACACCAACCAAGAAGACGCAGCCCUCCGUUCCCAUUAUGCAAGGAUUGGGCUGGGAGUGGGAGACUCCCUUCGAGUAUGAAACACCAAAGAGGAACAAUAGUCGCUCUCCCAGAGUUCCACGAACACCGACUAAGCCCAAUCCUUAUGGAACUCCCGAGGCUUAUUACGGAAUGCCGGCACUGCCGUACUUCACCGGACCACCCCGUCCAGCGUUCGGUGACGGUUUAGAUAUUCUCGGAAAUGGAAUCGCGUCGCCAAGCCGCGAGUUGGACUCUGCCGAGUGGGUCAAGAUCAGACGCCUCCAGAACGGGCUGAUCGUGGUCGAGGGCGAAGGCGUUUGGCAAAAGCUCGUGGAUGGUGAGACGCCACAAGCAGGGGCUACGUCGUUCAACAAGAAGCGAGCCAACGAUACACAAUACAUCCCUGAUACUGUGUGGGAGAACCACCAAAUCACUGUGUUGUCCAAUGGCAAUGUCGUCCCCAAGAGUCCUGCAGGCUUCGAGAAGAUCGUGCACGACUCCGUUCGCGACGACAACGGAUUCAUCUUAUACGCUGGACUCAACGGGUCCGGAAACGACAAUAAGCGCAAGAGCCCUAACGACUGGAAAGCCAAAAUAUCCGCACAAGGAAAUCCGCUCUGGGAGAAUAAAGAAAUGGCCGUCUACCGCAACGGGACUCUGCGCUUCAAGUCUUACGGGUUCUUUGUGGAGAUCUUUGGUCUGAUUCCUCAACUUAUACAGUCUGGUCCACCAACGCCCUCCCCUACACAGAACAAGAAGUUCGUGUCGACCAGGCAGAGUCCUGUUACUCCUACGCCUGCCGUCAGAGUGUCCAAGGAGUCGAGCGCGAGCGCGAGAGCCAAUAAGAAUCGAAAGUCGCGGGAGAAGAAGGGGCUUGCGAAGCUCAAUGCUGGCCGACGAGAGAAAUUGCCUCAUGUUGCUAAGGCUGAUUUUGAGGUGAAGCGAGCAACUCGCAGCAAAGCAAAGGAGCAGGAUGAGAAGUUUUAUGCUCUGCCUUAG
Molecule: messenger RNA, 1374 nt
Organism: Cercospora beticola
Lineage: Eukaryota; Fungi; Ascomycota; Dothideomycetes; Mycosphaerellales; Mycosphaerellaceae
Source: RefSeq, a predicted model, not a curated record